Molecule: messenger RNA, 1899 nt
Organism: Ambispora leptoticha
Lineage: Eukaryota; Fungi; Glomeromycota; Glomeromycetes; Archaeosporales; Ambisporaceae
Source: the annotation of a GenBank genome assembly
AUGGUUUUUAUAUUUAAUAAUAGGCGUUUGUGGAAAAAAGCUUCGCUUUAUUAUAAUGACACAGAUCCCAGGGUCAGUUAUGGACAUUCAACACCGGAUUCAAACUUUUUGAUAAGUCUAAUCGAUGACGAUGAUGACGAACGGUUAUCCCAAAGUGAAUUGAGCGUGAUUGAAGAUAAUGAUUUCAGUGAGUUUGAGGAGGAACCAGAAGUGGGAUUUGUUAAAUCGGAUCCAUAUCAUGAUAUUGUUGAUUUUCCCAUAGCAAAAGAUAUUAUGGUGGAAUCUCUUAGGGAAGAGAUUGUUUUUGAAUCUGAAUUACAUAGUCAAUCGAUUCAAGCAGAGAUGAAGGAAAGGACAAAAGAUGAGUAUGGAUCGCAGAAUCGAUUGAUUCAAUCAGAUACAAAAGAUUGCGCAAACGAUAAAAAGAAGUUCAAAGCGGAAAAAGAAAAGAACACAUCAACAACAUUCUCAUAUUCAUCAUCUCUGCAAUUCACCUAUAAUCAAAUACAUCAGACAUCAACGGUGAAUUUAUUAAUGGAGAAGGAGCUAAAGUGUCUCCCAACGAGACACAUGUCGACAGUCACAACACGGGUAAGUUUGGAUCAGCUUGAACUUGUAAAAUCAAUUCACGACAGCAGUGGCGACGUACUGGAACUCUCUUUCAAUAGUAAAGAUCGACCAAAACUUGCAAUUGCAUGUGUGGCCAAUGAGGAUCCAACUUACAACACCAUAGGAAAUUUAAAAUAUUGGGACAUCCUCAACUCAAAAAUAUAUUCGUUAGGUGGUCACAACAUACGACCAGAUCCGAGAAGACAAGAAUCUCAGAAAAUUUACAAAACGGUGACUGAUGUCAAAUUCGUAGCUGAUGGUAAUAUGAUGGUAUCGGUAUCAAUUGACAGUACCGUCAGAUUAUGGGAUACUAAAGAUCAUCCUGGUGAUUUAUUGCACACAUAUCCUUGUAAUAGCCAGAUCAAUCGAUUAGUGAUUGAUAAUUCACGGGGAUCUAACGAAGAAUUAUUCGCUACUUGUGAAAACGAAGGAAUCGUUUCACUUUUUAGGAUUGGAGAAUGGGAUGGCGGGGAUCAUUCAAUUGAAAAUGUGACAUCAUUUAUAAAUCCAGAGUCUAGAGAUCGAGUAGCAAGUGAUCUCGUAUUUGGUAGGAAACGAUCUGCUAAUGAACUAAUCGUUGGAUAUUAUGGGAAAUGUGGUUAUGGGGAAGGUGUGAUUCAAAUAUGGGAUCUUGAAUCAAGAGAUAUUCUCUCCAAAGUAAAAAUUAAACAGAGUGUGUCAUGUGUUACGAUCUCAAAUUGUGGUAAAAUUGGGGCGUGUGCAACUACCGGUGGAUCAAAGAAAAAUGGGAAAAAAACUAUAUCGGAGAAAGGUGACCGGAUGUUGUACCUUUUUGACCCACGUGCAAAUGAAAUUUUUGCCAGAGGAGAAACCAACGAAGACGAUGCAAACCUAGUCACUUUCUCCCCGUCCGGUAAUUUUGUUGGUGUCGGUGGAAUGAGCAAUCAGGUUACCGUCUUUGAUAUCCGUCAAAUGAAACGACAUCUACACCUCCUCAAGCAUGAACAAAAAUCCAAUUAUAAUAAUUAUGAUGAUCGCGAGGGGGUGAAUUCGGUGGUUUGGAGUUCUGGUAACGUCAUCAUGACUGGUGGUGCAGACUCAUGUGUGCGUGGUUGGGAUCUGAGGCUCAACGAACAUUCUCCGUUGAUCAAAAAUUUUGCGAAUCAUGAUAGCCCAAUAAUGGCUAUUAAUUUAUCCGCCGAUAAUAGGUUUAUGAGUGUCGGGGUCGCUACGGGUCGUACUUAUUUCUACUCAAGUGAUUACGACACGUUGAAAGCGUAUGAAGAUCGAGGUGACGAGGGGCUUACCCUUCUGAAAUGUGAUGAUUAA